Molecule: messenger RNA, 2855 nt
Organism: Megachile rotundata (alfalfa leafcutting bee)
Lineage: Eukaryota; Metazoa; Arthropoda; Insecta; Hymenoptera; Megachilidae
Gene: Hr3
Product: nuclear hormone receptor 3 ROR-beta
Biological process (GO): regulation of transcription by RNA polymerase II
Cellular component (GO): nucleus
Molecular function (GO): nuclear receptor activity; zinc ion binding; RNA polymerase II cis-regulatory region sequence-specific DNA binding
Source: RefSeq, a predicted model, not a curated record
CGUAAUCCACCUAAAACCAGGAAGCAUUGUACCGCGAGCUUCUUCGAGAUCGGUUAACAAUACCGGAAGUGAUACAGCGACGGUGAAUUUCAGUGUCGUUCGCAAAGUGCAUCAAAUAUCGAGCUUAGUAAAUAAUCGAAUAGAAAGAGAGUAAGGUGACGGAGAUAUAAUAGUUUUGUUAACGUAUCACGAUAGUUAAGUCGAAGCAAUCUUAGGGUUAGUAGCGAAUGAACCACGAAGUGAAAUCGUGGUGGUGGUGUAUGAUAGGUGUAAUAAAAGACCAGUGACAAAAGAUACGUGGUGACACGAGUUGACGUGGUUCGAUUCGUGGACUAAUUCGGCGCGAACGUGCGGAGAAGGAGGACGUCCUUUCGGGGUGGCGUCGCGGAGCGCCGCAGCGGAUGUUACGCCGGGCUGGUAAAGGGCGCCGGGUGAUCUACGGGGGUAGCAGCCUGGAAGAGACAAAAGGCCAUCACCACGGCGUUCAACAUGUUCGAGAUGUGGAGCGCGGUGAGUUCCAAGCUGGAACACUCCGCGACCUCCUCGGGCUCGCCGUUACCUCUGACCUCGCACGCACCGCAAACACCUCACACCUCGUCCGGGAGCAUAAAAGCCCAGAUCGAAAUAAUCCCGUGCAAGGUGUGUGGCGACAAGAGCAGCGGCGUUCAUUAUGGCGUGAUCACCUGCGAGGGCUGCAAAGGCUUCUUCAGGCGGUCGCAGUCGUCGGUCGUCAACUAUCAAUGUCCACGGAACAAGAAUUGCGUGGUCGACCGUGUAAACAGAAACCGGUGCCAGUACUGUCGGUUGCAAAAGUGCCUACGCCUCGGCAUGUCCAGAGAUGCCGUUAAAUUCGGGCGCAUGUCGAAGAAGCAGCGGGAGAAGGUCGAGGACGAAGUUAGGUUCCACAGGGCACAAAUGAGAGCGGCCUCGGAGACGGCGCCCGAUAGCAGUGUAUUCGAACAUCAGACCCCAAGCAGUUCGGAUCAACACCACCCCUACAACGGCGGGUACCCGUAUGGCGGUAGUGAAUACGCUUCUCCCGGUCCCGGCACGGGUGGGUCGGGUUAUUACAAUCAUCAAGCGAUGACAAACUACGAGCUUAGCGCCGAUUAUGUCGACAGCACGACGACCUACGACCCACGACCGACGCAAACGCAGGUCGCGGACACUGUCGCCCCUGAUACGCCCUCCGCUGUCACCGCGACUGGGGUUUUGCCCAGCGUGGUCACCACCGGGAAGUCGCUGUCUGCCUCGACGACUGGAAGCAGCACGGGGGGUAGUGGUGGUGGUAGUAACGGCGGUGGAGGCGGUGGAGGCGCGUACACGAUGGUCGACUCGACGACCUUUCUGAGCGGUCAGCAACAGAGGGUCAGCAAUCCAUCCGAGGACGACGAAGUGCCGAGUCUGCCCAGUAUGUCCCAUGCGAGAUAUCCGGCACAGAUCAGCGAGUUGCUCUCGAAAACGAUAGCGGAUGCACACGCAAGAACGUGUCUGCUGUCGACGGAACAGAUCCAGGAGUCCUUCCGGAAGCCGCACGACCUCUCCAGAUUGAUCUACUACAAGAAUAUGGCGCACGAGCAACUGUGGCUCGAAUGUGCCCAAAAACUAACCACCGUUAUCCAGCAGAUCAUUGAGUUCGCCAAGAUGGUUCCUGGAUUCAUGAAGCUCUCGCAGGACGAUCAAAUUGUUCUAUUAAAGGCUGGUUCCUUCGAGUUGGCUGUGCUACGUAUGAGCAGGUACCUCGAUCUCCAGCAAAAUUGUGUCCUCUACGGUGAGACCAUGUUGCCACAGGAUGCGUUUUACACGACGGACACGGCGGAAAUGAAGCUCGUUUCUUGCGUGUUCGAGCUGGCCAGGAGUAUUGCCGAAUUGAAGCUUACGGAAACAGAGCUGGCUCUUUACAGCGCAGCGGUUCUUCUCAGUCCUGAUCGACCGGGACUGAAAGGGCUCGCGGAAAUCACGAGACUGUCGCAGGCGGUGAUCAGGGCGCUCAGGUCGGAGCUGGAUCGCAACCACGUGUCGCCCAUAAAGGGCGACGUGACGGUGUGCGACGCGAUCCUGGCGAAGAUUCCUCAGCUACGGGAGAUCUCGUUACUUCACAUGGACGCCCUGGCGAAGUUCAAACGGUCCCAGCCGCACCUCGAGUUCCCGGCCCUCCACAAAGAGCUUUUCAGCGUCGACAGCUGAACGAUCGACGCGGCGCAGGGCGUCCCGACGCUGACGAACAAAGCGGUACGCGAGUAGCGCCGGGCCUUGCUCUGUCAAGGUGAGUUCCACCGUCCGGAAAAAUAGAAAUGAACGAAAUGGGAAACGACCACGGAGAGAACAGUUUUAUCGACCAUGCCCGAGGUUCGGGCACGCCGCUACCUAGGAAGUGUUCGCGUAGACGUUUCUCUUUUUAGGGCCGAUCCUCGAGCGAGGUUCAAGCGACGCAAAGGAGAGGUGUCGAAGGGUUCUGAGAACGUGGUGCGAGUUUUGAGGCUAACCGUUUGCUUUCCUUUCUUGGCUCGGUUCCUCGUACGUGGUGGAUAGGACAAUUGAUCGAGUGGAUGCCUGCUUUUUUUAUCGUACUAGUGUCUAUGGCGUAACUAGCUCCCAGGGUGGGCCCGGAUAUGAAGUUGUGUACCUCGUGUAACUCGGAGAUUUACGAAUUUUCUCUUUCAAAUUUAUUUUCAAACUUGGAGAUUCCUAGAUUGAAACAUUUUUUCUUAAAUUUCCAAAUUUUCUUACAUUGUCAAAUCAUGAGUUGUUGAUAGCCUGAGAACAUCUCAGGUUUCAAGUCUUGAGAUGUUCAUAUCUAGAAGAUUAGAUUAUCAAUUCUGGAAUCCCUAAAUUUUUUAAUGACUAAACUCACA